Lachancea meyersii CBS 8951 is the source of this 786-nucleotide messenger RNA. NCBI's taxonomy places the organism in Eukaryota, Fungi, Ascomycota, Saccharomycetes, Saccharomycetales, Saccharomycetaceae. The record is from the annotation of a GenBank genome assembly.
AUGGACUAUAGCUAUCUCAAACACAUUAGAAAGAUUAUCUGCAUUGGCAGAAACUAUGCUGCGCACAUCAAGGAACUGAACAAUCCGACUCCUAAGCAGCCUUUCUUCUUCUUGAAGCCGAGCUCAAGUAUUCUUACUCCACCGGUCAAUGUCGAAUCUAUCGACAAUAUAGGGCCUGAAAACUGUACGUACAGCGGUCUCAAAAGUGACGGCUCCAAUUCUGGCAAAAUUUUGAUACCACGCGGCGUGAAAGUUCACCACGAAGUUGAACUGGCCCUUGUCAUGAGUCAAAACGUCUCUAAUGCAUCAAAAGACGCUUUUGGUCCAAAGGAGUUGUAUGACUCGAUUUCCGGGGUCGCACUAUCCCUCGACUUGACGGCGCGUAAUGUUCAAGACGAAGCGAAAAAGAAGGGAUUGCCUUGGUCCAUAGGUAAAGGCUUCGACACAUUUUUACCGAUCUCGGGUUUCAUUCCAAAGAGGGACCUUGGCGAUCCAGCAAGCUUUCAAAAUGCUUUUCGAUUGAAAUGUGAGGUGAAUGGCGUCACCAGACAGGAUGGCACUACUGACUUGAUGUUGACCCCAAUGCAUGAAAUUGUCCAACAUAUCUCCACAGUCAUGUCGCUCGAGUCUGGUGACCUUGUUCUAACCGGAACUCCAGCUGGUGUUGGCGAGCUUCAUGCUAACGACACUGUUACCUCAUACUUGUAUCAUGGUGAUAAACUUUUGACUAAAAUGACAUUCGCUUGUGCUGAAAAACCGGGGCCCUAUGAAUUUAAAGAGACUUAA